Messenger RNA from Cariama cristata (Red-legged seriema), 1304 nucleotides. It is a transcript of the gene GPR83, whose product is annotated as G protein-coupled receptor 83. Gene Ontology annotation, biological process: neuropeptide signaling pathway. NCBI's taxonomy places the organism in Eukaryota, Metazoa, Chordata, Aves, Cariamiformes, Cariamidae. Gene Ontology annotation, molecular function: neuropeptide Y receptor activity. The transcript has 4 exons. The record is from RefSeq and is a predicted model, not a curated record. The coding region runs from base 4 to 1275 and encodes 423 amino acids. Gene Ontology annotation, cellular component: membrane.
GAGAUGUUGUCCUGGUUUCUCUGGCUCUCCCUUCCUAACUUGGUUAACGCCUUUGCGACCUCAGGAAAGUUGCCCCUCAACAGGAGCCUGCAGAAGACUUUUAUAAUCCCGAACAUCUCGGGUUUCUUUUCCUGGGAUAACGACAGCCUGGCUGACUGGCAGAGCUUUGUGGGCAGGAGCCGGUACGGAGCGGAGUCGCAGAGCAUCACGGUGAAAGCCCUGCUCAUCACAGCGUACUCCUUCAUCAUUAUCUUCUCCCUCUUCGGCAACAUCCUGGUCUGUCACGUUGUCAUCAAGACCAAGCGCAUGCAUUCUGCCACCAGCUUGUUCAUUGUGAACCUGGCUGUAGCUGAUAUUAUGAUCAUGCUCCUCAACACGCCUUUUACUCUGGCUCGUUUUGUGAACAGUACCUGGAUAUUUGGGAAGGGGAUGUGCCACGUCAGUAGGUUUGCGCAGUACUGCUCCCUGCACGUCUCUGCCCUGACCCUCACAGCCAUUGCCGUGGACAGGCACCAGGUUAUAAUGCACCCUUUGAAACCUCGCAUAUCUACUGCAAAAGGUGUUAUCUACAUCUCUGUAAUUUGGAUCAUGGCAACUUGUUUUUCCCUACCACAUGCGAUCUACCAAAAACUCUUUACCUUUGAAUACAGUGAGGAGGUUACCCGGUGUCUGUGUCUGCCGGAUUUCCCUGAGCCUGCUGAUGUCUUUUGGAAGUACCUCGACUUAACAACCUUCAUUUUGCUCUACGUCCUGCCCCUUCUGAUCAUCUCUGCUGCCUACGUGACAGUGGCCAAGAAACUCUGGCUGCGCAAUGUCAUCGGGGAUGUCACCACUGAGCAGUACUUUGCCCUUCGCAAAAAGAAUAAGAAGACCAUAAAGAUGCUGAUGCUUGUUGUCAUCCUCUUCGCAGUCUGCUGGUUCCCCUUGAAUUGCUACGUCGUCCUCCUCUCCAGCCAGACCAUCCACACCAACAAUGCCCUGUACUUUGCCUUUCACUGGUUCGCAAUGAGCAGCACUUGCUACAACCCCUUCAUCUACUGCUGGCUCAAUGACAGCUUCCGAUCAGAACUGAAGGCUUUGCUCAACAUGUGCAGAAAACCUCCUGGGCCCACCAAACAGAGGCUUCCCUCCGUGGUCCCAUCCUACCGACUGGCUUGGCCAGAAAAUGGCAACUUCAAGAGGUUGCAGGCCUCCCAUGUCCUUCCAUCAGCCUCCAACAUCCAGUCAGGAAAGACAGACAUCUCUGCAGUUGAGCCGAUAGUAGCUGUGAGCUAAACGGUGGCCCUGGGAAAUCUAUAAGGACC